Molecule: messenger RNA, 666 nt
Organism: Corticium candelabrum
Lineage: Eukaryota; Metazoa; Porifera; Homoscleromorpha; Homosclerophorida; Plakinidae
Exons: 2
Coding region: 1-666 (221 amino acids)
Biological process (GO): DNA integration
Molecular function (GO): nucleic acid binding
Source: RefSeq, a predicted model, not a curated record
AUGGGUGCUACUGCUACGCAGACUGUGGAAGCCAUGAGGAGAACAGUCAGUUUUCAUGGUAUUCCUCACAAGCUGGUGACGGAUAGCGGACCUCAGUUCUUUGAGCACGAGAUUGAGGAGUUCAUCAGAGCCAUUGAUAUUAGACAUCAACGUACACCUCCCUACAAUUCGGCGUCAAACGGUCAAGUUGAGAAAUUGGUGCAGGAACUGAUAAAAAGCUUUAAGACCAAGCCAAAAGACACCAGCCGAGAUGUUAAUGAAGAGAGAGCUGAGGACAAAGUUGACACUCUUAGUCCUGGUGUGGAAGGGAAAGUGAGAGAUACUCAAUAUAAUCAAUACCAGCAAGCCUCAGUAGUAACCCGAAGUUUGAACCCUGUGCAAACAGUUAGUAUUUUGAAUCCCAGGACAUACGGACGAGGAAAAUGGCUUCAUGGGUUAAUACUUCAAAGGUUGAGACAAGUGAACUAUUUGGUGGAAGUAGAUGGACAACCCAGAUAUGUACACAUAGAACAUCUGAGAGUUCGAGAUAUCAGAAGUAUAUCGAUACCGGUUGCUGAGUCUACAUCUACUGAUGCUGUAGAAGUGAACAUACCUGAUAUGGAGAUACCAUUAUCAAUAGCAGAACAAACAAGUAAAUCUCUGGAAGUUCCACUUCAAUACUGCUAA